AUGGGUAAAAAGAAAGCAGCAUUCAAACAACCUUCUGAAAACAACAAAAAUCUCCCAAAGAAAGAGGGCUUUGUAUUUUCUUUUGUAAAACCACUUCCAGAAGCCAUUACAGUGCCUCUCCCACCAGACCCAGAAGAUGCUGCUGUGAUGUCAGAGAACAUGUUUGAGAAAAGGCCUAACUGUGACCAGAAGGACUUAGAGAAAGAGUUUUUCAGAGAAGAUGACAAGGCUACAGAACGAACCUUGUACAACCAAUAUGAGGAAAAGAUCCGACCCUGCAUUGAUCUUGUUGACAGCCUGAGAUCUCUUGGAGUAGAAAAGGAUCUGUCCUUGCCUGCGAUUGCAGUGAUUGGAGACCAGAGCUCUGGGAAAAGUUCUGUCCUUGAAGCCCUCUCUGGUGUUGCCCUUCCCAGGGGCAAUGGUAUUGUCACUCGGUGUCCCUUGGAACUUAAACUCAAGAGGUUGCCUGAAGGCCAGGCAUGGCAAGGGAAGAUCUCCUACCGAAAUGUAACGCAGGAGCUCCAGGACCCCUCUGAGGUGGACAGAGCAAUAAGGCAAGCCCAGGAUGUUGUGGCCGGUCCUAGAGGUGCCAUUAGCGGGCAGUUAAUUUCCCUGGAAGUUCAGUCCCCUGAUGUCCCAGAUCUGACACUCAUUGAUCUUCCUGGAAUUGCCAGGGUGGCCGUGGGGGACCAGCCAAAAGACAUCGGGGACCAGAUCAAAACGCUACUUAAAAGAAUCAUUGGCUGCAAAGAGACAGUCAAUUUGGUAGUGGUGCCAUGUAAUGUGGAUAUUGCAACAACAGAAGCAUUGAAAAUGGCUCAAGAGGUGGACCCCGCUGGAGAAAGGACAAUAGGAAUCCUCACAAAACCCGACCUCGUGGACAGAGGGACUGAAGAGGCUAUAGUUAAAAUACUGCAAAACAGGGUAAUCCCCCUCAAAAAAGGCUACAUGAUCGUGAAGUGUCGUGGGCAGCAGGACAUCCACAACAAACUGACAUUGGCUGCUGCCAUCCAACAGGAGAGAGCCUUCUUUGAGAAUCACAAACAUUUCAGGGCUGUUAUGAAAGAAGGAAAGGCUACUGUCCCCUGUCUGGCAGAGAAGCUCACAAAUGAACUUGUGAAACACAUUAUUAAAACUCUGCCAGCACUGGAGAGCCAAGUUCGUAACACCCUCCAUGAAACUUUGCAGGAUCUGCAAAGGUACAAUAGAGGCACACCCCAAACAGAGUCUGAGAAGCUGUUUUUCCUCACAGAUUUGAUCAAACUCUUUAACCAAGACAUCUCUCAGAGCACACGGGGAGAGGAGCAGCUGUUUGGAGAUGAAGUCAGGCUGUUCACCAAGAUCCGCAAGGAAUUCUGCACGUGGGGUGUCAUUCUCCUGGAGUGUGCUGCGAGGGCUAAGAAAACCGUCCCCAGUAGAGUGUGGAAAUACGAAGAUCAGUUCCGUGGGCGGGAGUUCCCAGGCUUCAGCAACUACAGGACGUUUGAGGACAUUAUAAAAGAGCAGAUCAGAGAACUGGAGGAGCCAGCAGUUCAGAUCCUGAACAAAGUGAUAGAACUGGUUGAAGAGAAAUUUACGGAAAUUGCUAAAAGGAAUUUUGCUAAUUUUCACAAUCUAAGCAGAGUUGCCAAGGUUAAAAUUGAAGACAUUAGAGAGAAACAAGCAGCAGAGGCUGAAAGACAUAUCCGGGCACAGUUUAAAAUGGAGAGAAUUGUGUACUGCCAGGAUGACCUUUACCUUGGUGAUUUAAAUACUUUUAAGGCAGAAAACGUUGCCCUGGGGAAAGAUCUGCAGUCGCCUGUUGUCAUGGAGAUGGUUUCUCACACCAGCGCCUAUUUCUCUGGAGCAAGUAAACGCCUCUCCAAUCAGAUACCUCUGAUCAUCCUGUCUUCUGUCCUUCGUGACUUUGGAGAAAACGUGCAGACCUCUAUGCUGCAACUUUUACAAGAUAAAGAGAAGUUAAACUUUCUCCUUGAGGAGGACACUGAAGCUGCUAAAACCAGGAAUUACCUUAGCCAAAGAGUUGAUCGUCUCACCAAAGCCUGCCAGUACCUGAGAGACUUCAGCUUGUUGUAA
This is a messenger RNA of Cinclus cinclus, 2076 nucleotides long. Its product is annotated as interferon-induced GTP-binding protein Mx-like. Gene Ontology annotation, molecular function: GTPase activity; microtubule binding; GTP binding. The record is from RefSeq and is a predicted model, not a curated record. NCBI's taxonomy places the organism in Eukaryota, Metazoa, Chordata, Aves, Passeriformes, Cinclidae. Gene Ontology annotation, biological process: defense response to virus. Gene Ontology annotation, cellular component: membrane; microtubule; cytoplasm. The coding region runs from base 1 to 2076 and encodes 691 amino acids. The transcript is spliced from 13 exons.